AUGGCGGAAUCCGUCCUGCUCGAGGACUCGACCAUCUAUACACGUCCCGCCGCCGCCGCCGACACCAUGGCAGCAUCACCCCCCGUUCACGCCAACGGCUACAAGCUCGUCCUCGACAAGGACCUGCCCGACAUCUCCUUCAUGACGGCCGCCGAGUGGGAUACCUUCUUCGCCAUCAGCGAGGCCAUUGUCCCGGCCGUCGUCCCCCAGACCAAGCUCACCGACCCCAUGCGCCAGCUCGGCAUCCCGGACAAGGAGUUUUACGCCGCUGUCGACGAGACGCUCGCCAGCCUGCACGACCCCCCGCCGCAGGCCAAGCUGCUCGAGUGGCUGGCCUUUCGCGCCGUCGACGAGCCCGCGUUUCGCCGCGAGUGCGAGCACUCAGUCGCCUCGGCCGCCCUGCGCAUGGAGCUCGCCAACUUUAUGAGCAUGCUCAACACCCGUUACGGGAGCCUGCUGCUCACCGGCCGCUGGACGCUCUUCCACCGGCAGCCGCUGGCCGUGCGCCAGCAGAUCCUCAAAAACUGGCGCUCCUCGCGGCUCCUGCCGCUCCGCAUCGUCCUCAAGUCCAUGAACGCGCUGACGCGCAAGUCCCUCGGCGCCUCGAGCCGCUUCAUCCGCGAGCUCGGCGGCUUCGAAGAGCUGCCGAAGAACUGGGCGCUCAAGCAGGGCUAUGACUUUCAGUUCCUCCAGAUUCCCGACGGCACCAGCAAGCACACCAUCGAGACGGAUGUCAUCAUCGUUGGCUCCGGCUGCGGCGGCGGCGUCGCGGCCAAGAACCUGGCCGAGGCCGGGCACCGCGUGCUCGUCGCCGACAAGGGUUACCAUUUCGGCCCCGAGAGCUUCCCGCUCACGCAGGUCGGUAACAAGCACAUCUACGAGAACAACGGCCUCGUCAUCUCCAAGAGCUCCGCCAUCUCUGUCGCCGCCGGCGAGACCUGGGGCGGCGGCGGCACCGUCAACUGGAGCGUCUGCCUCAAGCCGCAGGACUAUGUCCGCCGCGAGUGGGUCGCCGCCGGCCUGCCGCUGUUUGGCAGCGCCGAGUUUGACGACUGCAUCGACCGCGUCUGGUCCGCCAUUGGCGCCGGCCAGGCCACCGUCCGCCACAACCAUCAGAAUGAGGUCGUCCUCGACGGCUCCCGCAAGCUCGGCUGGCACAGCAGCGUCUGCGACCAGAACACCGGCGGCGUCGAGCACUACUGCGGCCGCUGCCACCUCGGCUGCGGCUCAAACGAGAAGCGCGGCCCGGCCGUCGCCUUCCUGCCCGACGCGGCCGAGGCGGGUGCCGAGUUCAUCGAGGGCUUCCGGGUCGAGCGUGUGGUGUUUGCCGCGGAUGGCGUGACGGCGACGGGCGUCGAAGGCGUCUGGACGGCCCGGAGCGACGACGGCACUGUGCACAGCGCGCCCGAGACGAGACGCCAGCGCAGGGUCCUGAUCAAGGCCAAGAAGGUGGUCGUGUCAGCUGGUUCGCUCUGGAGCCCCGCGUUGCUGCAAAAGAGCGGCGUCAAGAACCCCCAAAUCGGUCGCAAUCUGCACCUGCACCCAGCGGCCUUUUUGGUCGGCCACUUCAACGAGGCCGAGCCCCAGUGGGAGGGCGGCAUCAUCACAGCCUACAAUGGCGAGUUUCAAAAUCUUGACAAAAAGGGCCACGGCGUCAAGCUCGAGACCAUGGCCAUGCUGCCCUACGUCCUCUUUGCCAUCCAGCCGUUUGAGAGCGGUCUCGACUCCAAGCUGUGCGUUGCGCGCAUGAAGCAGCUGCACACGGUCAUCUCCAUCACGCGCGACCGGGACACGGGCCGCAUCACGGCGGACCCCGCGACAGGGGCGCCUGUCAUCGACUACGAUGUAUCCGCUUUUGACGCCGAGCACAGCCUCGACGGCAUCGAGGCCAUUGCCAAGCUCAUGUACGUCAUGGGCGCGAGCGCGCUGUACCCGACCAUUCCCAACGUGCGGCCGUUUGUCGUGGCCAGGGACGGCGACCCGGUCCUGCAAGCCGGCUACCAAGAAGGCACCGACCCCGAGUUCACGGACCCCCACUUCGCCGCCUGGCUAAAGCACCUCCGCGCCGUCGGCGGCAAGGCCGGCGGCGAGAUCAGCUACCUGUCGGCGCACCAGAUGGGCUCGUGUCGCAUGAGCGCCAAGCCGAGCGGCGGCGCCGUCGACCCCAAGGGCAAGGUCUGGGGCUGCGAGAACCUGUACGUGGCCGACGGCAGCGUGUUCCCGAGUGCGAGCGGCGUGAACCCCAUGGUGACGAUUCUGGCCAUUGCCGACUACAUUUCGCGGCAGCUGGCCGCGGAGCUGUCGGCGGCGUCGAGAAGUGGUAUGGUUUUUGGGCGGGGGGUUGUAACAAUGUAA
This is a messenger RNA of Cordyceps militaris CM01, 2355 nucleotides long. Its product is annotated as long chain fatty alcohol oxidase. Bases 1 to 2355 code for a protein of 784 amino acids. NCBI's taxonomy places the organism in Eukaryota, Fungi, Ascomycota, Sordariomycetes, Hypocreales, Cordycipitaceae. The record is from RefSeq and is a predicted model, not a curated record. Gene Ontology annotation, molecular function: flavin adenine dinucleotide binding; long-chain-alcohol oxidase activity. The transcript is spliced from 4 exons.